GCAACCAACCAGUACCCCGUCCGACCACAGAACGCGCGGCCGCCAUGCGAGAAAAAACGAAUAAUAACGAAAACGAAAUUCCAAAUUCAAAUUGAUACACCAACAUUCCAGAAACUUGUAAAUAAUAGUCCUAUGCCGCGUGAUUGAUUGAGUUUUUUUAAACAAAAUAAUUUAAUUCGAUUUUUGAAAAGCAUAUGGCCAGUCCAAGGAUGUGAACUUUUUUAAUUUAUUUGUACAAAGGAAUGUGGUUUUAGUGUUUAUGUACCGAAGUGCUAGUGUUGUGUGUUUUAUUUGUUAUCUAUUUUAAUGUCCGCGGAGGUGUCAACCUUUGCGAAGUGCCAGUGUUGGAUUUAAAAAUAAAUAUAACAAUAAGACUGAAAGAUGUGGAGCGUGUUGUUGUUGGUGGCGCUAGUAGCGACCGCGCGUUCUAAACAAUUACCUCACACACAUGAUAUAUCAACAACAACAGUAGCCACAGCAACAGAACUGGACACAACAACGUGGCCCGGCGCAUUGGCGCCACUAGACACGCUGACGGUCGCGUGCGAGCGAGACAACAUGCAUGUCACCAUCUCGCUCGCGCACACGCACGCCGCGCACUCUGACAGUAUAUACGAGACGUUCAACGGUAUAGUGUACCCAGCUGGACUGGGCAGUAACUCCACCUGUCUCCGGGAGUACGUGUCAGCAAGAGGGGAUCUGCAAUACACCCUUCCAUUAAAGGGAUGUAACACUAUGUCCACGGACAGUGACGACGGCACAGUGGAAUACUUCAACAACAUCAUCGUUCAGCCUCACCUGAAGCUGGUGACCGGCCAGGGUCGAGGGUACCACGUGAGAUGCCGGUACAGCCGUCGCGACCUCACCCACUUCCACGUGUACCAUCAUCGGCCAAGAGCUGACCGUCUCAGCAAUUCAUUGUCCGAUACUGAUAAUUACAGUGAUGAAUACGACGAGGAUUCAGGGUUACUGCCGUCCGUUACUAUGAAAAUAUUCAAAGGGGAUCCUAAAGAUAAAGAGGUAGCGUCCACAGUACGUAUAGGUGAUGCCCUGACCCUCGUGGUAUCUCUGGAGAAGCAGCGUCAGUACGGACUGCUGGUGUCUGAGUGCGCAGUGCGAGACGGACUGGGCUGGGCUGAGCAGAGUCUCAUCGCUGAUGAUGGAUGUCCAUUAGACGGCGAGAUAAUGGGCAUGUUCCAGUAUUCAGGCGACAAACAGGAGGCGAGCGUGUCGUUCCCGGCUCACAAGUUCCCAUACACCGCUAGCGUGUACUACACCUGCGAAGUAAAACUGUGCGAUUUGAACCAUCCCACUGAUUGUGAGCCAUGUGCACAUAAGAACAACCGAGUUCGCCGUCAAUCGGACGAGGGCUCCCCAGCGACUGUGGAAGUGUUCUCCGGACUGUACGUCAAUGAAGCAGACUCACUCGACAAUGAUGAAGUUACCAGCGAAAAGAAAGAAGACGAAAUCUGCAUAUCGCAACGUAACUUCGCCAUCGCAAUAUGUGUAGCAGGCGUUAUAUUAAUGAUAUGUGUAAUUGCGGCCAUCGCAUUCAUACUGGCCCGGCGACGAAAUCCCAAGACCUACUCGAGAACUGGCAGCUCACUGUACAGCGGCCCUUAUACAAACACUGGUUAUUCGCACACGAGUUAAUAUAGAAAAUCUCCAGUCAAAUAUUAUAAAUAAGUUCUCAAAAGUUGGGAGAAAAAUGUGAUUGGUUUUUUAACUAAAGAAUUUAAUGUAUUAUUUACCGCCAAUUGUCAGUGUUUAAUAUCCACAGACAACACUAAUAAGUACGUUCUAUACUGCCAUAUAGUUCCUUAGUGUAAAUUUGAAAAAAGAAUCGAUAAUAUCAUAGAGAAAUUAUGUAAAAAGAACAUAUUUGUAUUUAUGAAGUGAAAUUCAUUUUUAAAUAUGGCGGUCUGAUUGGAUAUAAAAGAAGCGCAGUAAUAAAUUGAGUUCUUGGUAACUUAGAGCUACGAAUUAAUGCAAUAUUAUAUUAAAUUUUACAAUAUAAUCCAAUUAUUAAUAUUAGAUGUUGUGUUCAUAUCACAACGAUCAGUCAAAUUUAGAUAAGCACUAGUUAUUUACCAAUAUAUUUAAGAAUUUCGUGAGCAUACUUAAAAAAAUACCUACCUAUUUAUUUUGUGAUAAUUCGUACCCCGUCUCCAUUUUGAUUUUAAGUUUUUUUUUUAUUUUUAUUGUAAGUAUUUUAACUAAAAGGUUGCCUUACAUUACGUAAUAGAUAUAUAAUGUGAUCAAAGCACAAUAUUUAGCUGAGGAAUGUGGAUUUAGAUUCUAUUAUGGGUUUGGCCUGUGAAACUUCCGGAUCAAGACAUGACAUAAAGUACCGAUGUACAGAUGUGUGUAGUAGUAAUAGUACAUUCCAAUUUAAGUGAAAAGGCAAAAGAUCAAUACCAUACAGCCUAUUCUACAAUAAUCCAGACAUUAAUAUUAUAUUCUAAUUUCAAACUUGUUUUUAAUAUACAGUUUCAUAGGCCUUUUUAUUAAACGGUGGCGGGCCAUAUAUAUUUUCUCUCGCAGUUUUUCUUUUAGUUCAAGAUCUUCUGUAACGAUUUCUUUAAUGUUUAAAUGUGUGGAGAUAGCUAUAAGAAUACCUAAAUGUAUAACAUUUUUACCAUGUUUUAUAAAAUCAUUUAUUGUUUUUCUUUUCUGAUCCACUGAGGCACAGGAA
Achroia grisella is the source of this 2695-nucleotide messenger RNA. RefSeq lists its product as uncharacterized. Lineage: Eukaryota; Metazoa; Arthropoda; Insecta; Lepidoptera; Pyralidae. The coding region runs from base 382 to 1653 and encodes 423 amino acids. The transcript has 10 exons. The record is from RefSeq and is a predicted model, not a curated record.